This is a messenger RNA of Boleophthalmus pectinirostris (great blue-spotted mudskipper), 1904 nucleotides long. RefSeq lists its product as uncharacterized. The record is from RefSeq and is a predicted model, not a curated record. The transcript is spliced from 3 exons. Lineage: Eukaryota; Metazoa; Chordata; Actinopteri; Gobiiformes; Gobiidae. The coding region runs from base 182 to 1741 and encodes 519 amino acids.
UUGCAACUUAGUGUAAUAAAUAAACCAUGACAAAAAUAAUGGAGCAAAUCCUGUAGAUAUUAUGCAUACUGUAAAAUAGAAAACUUAAAUACAUCACUGAAAACGUUUGGAAGAUAUGAUAGCUUUUUUUGUGGUCUAUUUUGUUAAAUAUAUUUAAUAUGUGUGUCUUAAUAGCCAUUAUAUGGGAUUAUCACAUUUCCGGGUUUUGUUGGGCGGGGUUUAUCAAUGUUGUGCACUUCCACUUCCGGCAACAACAACAAUGGCUCAAACCACGGCUCGAUGUCACUGCUCUGUUCCUCUCUGUUUUUCAAAUAAACAACGACAGCCAUAUUUAAGCUUUCACGGAUUCCCCACUGAACCGUGUAUUAGAAAGAGGUGGGUUACAGCGAUUCGCAGAGAUGAAGGGCCAAGCUUUAAAAUUAAGCAAGGCAGUACGUUUGUUUGUAGCCGACAUUUCAACGAGUCCGAUUACGUUAGCAGUAGUUGUAGCGGGCUAGCGUUAGGUCGACUGAAGCGUCUGAAGAUCGGGUCUGUGCCCUCCCGUUUUCAGUGGAACAACUGGGGACUGAAAAGAAGAGAGUCCGUUUAUAAAAAAGCGUCAGCUCGUGUAGGCCUUGACGUUAGUUCAGACCUUCCUCUGGAGCAGCCCCUGCUGGGGGACGCCACGGAGCAGAUGGCGGUGGUUAUGACAGAACAUGAUUAUGGAACUACACCUAAACCAGGUGCACUGGAUGCUGCUGCUGCACGCAUACAGCAGUUAGAAGAAGAAAUGAAGGAACUGACAACAGAGCUGGCACAGUUGAAAGUGGCUCAAGUGUGUUUUCGUAAAUUUUGUGUAUCAGAUAAGGAUAUUUUUUUUUACACAAGAUUCACUUCAAGAGAUGUUUUUUGUGAUUUCUGGGAGGCUUUACAACCAUCUGCUUCCAAAGUGGUUUAUUGGUCUAAAUCGCAGAAAACGGCACAAACAUCUGAACCCUUAUCUCCCAGUCCCACACAGAAACUGCAACUGGUUGAUGAGUUUUUUCUUUUCUGCUGCCGAGUUGCUGCAGGCUUGCAAGAGAAGGUGCUGGCUGACAUGUUUCAGGUCAGUGUGUCCACGGUCUCCCGUGUUGUUAUAACAUGGGCCAACUACCUGUACCUGAUCCUUGGCUCCCUUCCCAUCUGGAUGAGUAAACAACAAGUCAGGAACACCAUGCCAAGUCAAUUUGUACAGUACUGUCCAGAUGUUCGGGUGAUCAUUGACUGCACUGAAGUGCGAUGCCAAACUCCAUCAUCCCUCACUCUCCAGUCAGACGUUUUCUCAUCAUAUAAAAACACGACAACCUUCAAGGGCUUAAUUGGGAUUGCCCCGUGUAGUGCUGUGACUUUUGUGUCAAGUCUCUUCACCGACUCCAUCUCUGACCGAGAGCUGACUGAAAAAAGUGGACUGCUUGACCUACUUGAGCCAGGAGAUGGCUGCAUGGCAGACAAGGGUUUCAACAUUGAGAAGCUGCUAGCUGACCGUGGGGCAACGCUGAUUAUACCACCCUUCAAGAUGACAGCGCAGUUUACUGAAGAGGAUGCUCUAAAAACACAAGCAAUUGCCCAACUUCGAAUCCUUGCAGAAAGAGCAAUACGCAGAAUCAAGGAAUAUCACGUCUGGAAACACACCCUCCCUCUAAACUUGUCUGGGACAGUCAACCAGCUGUGGACUGUCUGCUGUGUGAUGUCCAUGUUCCAGGGACCACUUGAUUUAAAAUGAUACAUCCCUGUUGAAUAGUUUUCCCUCCAAUCACAUGAAUUUAACUGUAUACUGAAAAUAUUGUAAAUAUUGCAUGAGAUGUAUGAUCAUUCCUGUAUAAUAAACUGUAAAGAUCAAUCUGUCCUGAAAGUAUUGUAAACAUGUAAUGUAGUAAAAAUAUAUA